Messenger RNA from Cryptomeria japonica (Japanese cedar), 1119 nucleotides. Its product is annotated as actin-related protein 2/3 complex subunit 3. Bases 371 to 898 code for a protein of 175 amino acids. NCBI's taxonomy places the organism in Eukaryota, Viridiplantae, Streptophyta, Pinopsida, Cupressales, Cupressaceae. Gene Ontology annotation, biological process: regulation of actin filament polymerization; Arp2/3 complex-mediated actin nucleation. The record is from RefSeq and is a predicted model, not a curated record. Gene Ontology annotation, cellular component: Arp2/3 protein complex; cytoskeleton. Gene Ontology annotation, molecular function: actin filament binding. The transcript has 5 exons.
CUCAAAAGAUAAAUAUAUAUCUUUAUUCUGUAAAGCACUGCCAUUGAUGACUUGAAAGUGAUAGGAAUCCACAUCGAUUCCAAAGUCGAAAUUUAGGCAAUUCCUACCUUCCUAAACUGCAGAAACCAUUACGCACAGAUCGCUUGCCAUCCCACAGGUUAUUUUUAUCCUAAGGGAGAGAAUUUAACACUGCCAUAGAGGUAGGAUUAUGAGUUCCAAAAUCUUUAUCAAAGCGGACACUAGUGUUAUACAUUUCCAUUGCAGUCACUGGAACAAAGGAUUCUUCAGCAGCACAACAAAUUGCAGAAAAACUUUACUCGUUAAAUUUUGAUCUGGAAGUCUUAAAUCCAGCAUCAGAUUAACAGUAAAAAUGGUUUAUCACUCAUCGUUUGUAAAUGAAGAAGGAAUUGCUGAAGCUUGUGGAUGCCCUUUGCUUCCUUUAAAAAGCCACAUUAAGGGGCCUGCUCCAACUUCUGAUCCAGGUGGAACCGAUAUAGUUGAUGAGGCCAUCACAUUCUUCCGUGCCAAUGUCUUCUUCAGGAAAUUUGAAGUCAAAAGCCCAGCAGACAAGCUUUUGAUUUAUUUAACGCUGUAUAUCAACAUGGCCUUGAAACGGCUAGAUGGCUGCAGAACUUUGGCAGAGGGUACAAAAGCUAUCAUCAACUUGGGCCUGGAGAAAGUGCCAGUCCCUGGAGAGCCUGGCUUUCCUUUUGGAGGACUUUUUGCUGUACCCCAGUCACAACAAGAAUCUGAGUUAUUUCGUAAUUAUCUUAAACAAGUAAGAGAAGAAACCAGCGGAAGACUAUUGAGUUGUGCAUACCGGCCAAAUGGUACUCCGAACAAAUGGUGGCUUGCAUUUGCUAAGAGAAAGUUCAUGAAUAUUGUAAUUCCAACAUGAGCUUUCUCUCAAACUGGAAUUAGACCACUUUGGAAUCAAUUAUAAUUUUGUGACACUGACUAUUGGCACCUCUAUAUUCUGCCAGCCUCCAAAAAUGUCAAAUGCAUGCAUACUUUUGGUUGGACAUUUAGCAAAGACAGUUUAAAGAUGUCAUUCCUCAGAUUUUUUCUAUUUGUCUUCAAACUAUUGUUAAAUAAAUUCAAUGUGCGUUAUUAUGUUAA